This is a messenger RNA of Gordionus sp. m RMFG-2023, 1571 nucleotides long. RefSeq names its product sodium-coupled neutral amino acid transporter 7-like. The record is from RefSeq and is a predicted model, not a curated record. NCBI's taxonomy places the organism in Eukaryota, Metazoa, Nematomorpha, Gordioida, Chordodea, Parachordodidae. Gene Ontology annotation, biological process: amino acid transmembrane transport. Gene Ontology annotation, molecular function: L-amino acid transmembrane transporter activity. The transcript is spliced from 2 exons. The coding region runs from base 98 to 1069 and encodes 323 amino acids.
AGAUUUAAUAUUAAUAUCUUGUUUAACAAUUCUGCCAUUAUGUUUCUCCAAAAGCAUCAAUUUUUUAAAAUAUCCAAGUACUAUUGGAGUUAUAGGUAUGGUAUACAUACCUUUUAUUAUGUUGACUAAAUACUAUCUGCAUCAAAAUAACCAUGAACCUUAUAGUUAUACCCAUAAAAUAUAUACACAGUCUGAUAACUUUUUCAAUAUUUUUGAUCCAUUUAAUAUUAACCUUUUGAUGAUGGGCAGACCAAAAUAUUUCCCAGUUUAUAAUAUAUUACGCGCUAUACCUACCAUAUGCUUUUUGUAUAAUUCUCACUUAAGCAUUGUCCCCACCUAUUAUUGUAUGGAUCAAACAGAUAGUUCCUCUGUCAAGAAAUUUUCCAAGAGCAUAUUUCUCAAUAUUAUAGUUUGCUUCAUUCUAUACAACUUAACAGGCAUAUAUGGAUACAUAUCUUUUGGAAAGGAGGUUAUGACUUAUACAGACAUUUUGACAGCUUAUGACCCCAAAGAUUACAAGAUAUUUAUAGCUAUGAUAUUACUAGCAGGAAAACUUGUAACCACUUAUCCCAUAGUGCUUUUUUGUGCCCGUAUAUCCAUUCUUAAUACUUUACCCACCCUUUCUCCCUCCUUAUUAUCUCGUUUUAGCUUUCUUAGCGCUGAAAAAACAAGAGAAAUGGUUGGGAGGAUUUUUGUCACUCUUUUAUGGUUCGGUCUGGUACUAUCUAUAGCAACAUACGUCCCAGAUGUCAGCAAAGUUAUACCCUUUCUGGGAUCUUUCUGUUUGCUUCUCAUAUUCGUAUUUCCAGCCCUGGCACUUCUUCAAUACUUAUUAUCCACAAAUGAACUGCAAGACGAAGAAAUCGACGAUAGCUAUCAAUCAUUCACUAACGGUUCAAAUUUUGGUGAAACAUCCUCCCAAAAUAAUGAGAUGAUAAUAUUUGGCAAGGUGGUUAGUUGGAUUUCAGCUAAAAAAGUCGCCUACAGCUGUUCCGUUCUUCUGAUCAUCUUAGGAAUGCUUCUGUUUGGAAUGGUUUUCACUCAAUCCGUUAUGGAUACAAUUUAUUAAUUCUAUAAUUUUUCUUGAAUUUGUUAAAAUUACUAUUACAAUUAGAGACUAAUGUAAAUCCUUUAAGAAUCUUUUAUAUUUUUUAACAUUUAAUAUUUUAUCGGCAUUUAAAUAUUGUUAUUUUGAAGGGGGAAAAAGAUAGUCAAAACGAAACCAAAAUCUUAAUUAAAAAAACUAUUUAUUGUUCGACUUUUUUUUUGAAAUAGUCACUUUGGCCCAGUAAUAAUUAUAUAUAAUUGUUUUUAAACAACAUAAAUCACUUACAUCAUAACCAACAAUAGUCAUUAUAUUUUGCUCAUGUUUUAAAAAAAUAUAUUAAAAAGAAUUCGUACAUUAAUAAUAUACUAACAUUCUAAUUUUUUUAACAUGUAUUUUUAAUACUGUAUAAUAUAUAUAUAUAUUUUUAAUAUUAAUAAUAACUUGAUGAACAAAGUAUACUAAAAAGUAAAAUUUUUAAAGUGCAUGAUAUUUUAUUAUAAUUUUUCAUUCUAAAUUUGCAACA